Messenger RNA from Coregonus clupeaformis (lake whitefish), 2180 nucleotides. It is a transcript of the gene blk, whose product is annotated as BLK proto-oncogene, Src family tyrosine kinase. Gene Ontology annotation, biological process: protein phosphorylation; cell differentiation; innate immune response. Gene Ontology annotation, molecular function: ATP binding; signaling receptor binding; non-membrane spanning protein tyrosine kinase activity. The transcript has 13 exons. Gene Ontology annotation, cellular component: extrinsic component of cytoplasmic side of plasma membrane. The coding region runs from base 127 to 1593 and encodes 488 amino acids. The record is from RefSeq and is a predicted model, not a curated record. NCBI's taxonomy places the organism in Eukaryota, Metazoa, Chordata, Actinopteri, Salmoniformes, Salmonidae.
GAGAAUUGAAUAAGGAAAUAGCAGACACUUCAAACUGGAAUACCUUUGAUGACACAACUGAAGACCAAGUUCAAGCCCGGGGCAUGACCCGAGAGAAACUGAUGUGGAUCGGACCGUUUAAAAACAAUGGGUUCCAGCUGCAGUGGUCAGAAACAUCAGAAAGAUGAAACUCAUCCCUCAGGGAAAUGCUCUCAAUCCACCAACUCCUCCAACCACACAGCACACAAUAGAGAACAGGCUUCCGGUAAUGACGAAGACCUUGUCAUGGCUCUGCACGACUUUAAACCAACCACUGACAAUGACCUGCCGUUCAGAAAGGGAGAGAAACUUCAGAUCCUCCAGGAGAAUGGGGACUGGUGGCUUGCUAGGUCACUGGUGACGGGAGAGGAGGGGUACAUUCCAUGUACAUACGUGGCCAGAGCGGACACACUAGAAGUAGAAAAAUGGUUUUUCAAGGACCUGAGUCGUAGAGAGACUGAGCGUCUGCUCCUGGCUCCGGGGAAUAAAGUGGGAUCGUUUCUAGUCCGAGAGAGUGAGACCAGCAAAGGUGCAUUCUCCCUGUCCAUCAGAGACGCAGGGGCGGAGCAAGGGGACGUGGUGAAACACUACAAGAUCCGCAGCCUGGACAACGGAGGGUUCUACAUCUCCCCUUCCACCUCCUUCUCCUCCCUGCAGGAGCUGAUCAAGCAUUACACCCGUACGGGUGAUGGGUUGUGUCAGCGUCUGAAUGCCCCCUGCAAAUCGAAGGCCCCCAUGCAGCCGUGGGCCCAGGACGAGUGGGAGAUCCCCAGAGACACGCUGAAAAUGGUCAGGAAGCUGGGAGCAGGACAGUUUGGAGAAGUCUGGAUGGGUUACUACAAGGGCAGUCAGAAGGUGGCGGUGAAGACCCUGAAGGAAGGGACCAUGGCGCCCGAGGCCUUCCUCCAGGAGGCUAACCUGAUGAAGCAGCUGCAACACGACAGACUGGUACGCCUCCACGCCGUCGUCACCAUGGAACCCAUCUACAUCGUCACAGAGUUCAUGAUCAAUGGAAGCCUGUUGGAUUUCCUAAAAACAGACGAGGGCAAGAAGUUGAAGCUCCCCAAGCUGAUAGACAUGUCAGCCCAGAUAGCUGAAGGUAUGGCCUACAUUGAGAAGAAGAACUAUAUCCACAGAGACCUGCGAGCUGCCAACAUUCUGGUCAAUGAGACUCUCCACUGCAAGAUAGCAGACUUUGGCCUGGCCAGAAUCAUAGAAACCGAGUACACAGCACAGGAAGGUGCUAAGUUUCCCAUUAAGUGGACAGCUCCGGAGGCUAUCAACUUUGGGACGUUCAGUAUAAAGUCAGACGUCUGGUCUUUCGGCAUCCUGCUGACUGAGAUAGUCACCUAUGGAAGAAUUCCCUAUCCAGGUAUGACAAACCCUGAUGUGAUCCGUAACCUGGACAAGUGUUACAGGAUGCCCUGUCCAGAGGGUUGUCCUGCGGAGCUGUAUGACCUCAUGAUGACAUGCUGGAAGGAGAGACCAGAGGAACGGCCCACCUUCGAACACCUGCAGGGAACUCUCAAUGACUUCUUCAUCGCCACUGAGGGACAGUACGAGAUGCAGCCCUGAGGUCGGACUCAAAGUCACAAUUCAACGCUUAUGUCAAAGUCAAAAAAAGUUUUGGGACAAAUGUCAACAUUUUAAAGUUGUUGUUGUAAUGCUUGAGGAAUACAUGGACAUUACAUCUCUACAUCCCUACACGUCCACAGUACGAGAUUCAGCCCUGAUUGAGCAAAAGCUAUGAUGUAGUGAGCUGGCCAGUUUGGCCUGGUUACUCAACACAAAUAUACUACAGUUGCUGCCUGGAACCAUGCUAAAAAGGACCCUGUGAAAAGAUAAGAACAUCUCCAAGCCAGGACAGUUUGGUUCUGGUCGGCACAGUAGUGUGAAAAGAGAACAAUGACUUCUUCACACCACAGAACGAGAUUCAGCCCUGAGACUGGUUCAUUACUAAAAAAGAGGACGGCAAUGGAAACCUCACGGAGUUGGAAGUGGAAACAGACUUCUCCAUCUGCCUGCACUGAUUUACGUCGGCCCUUGUCUUUUAAGGACUUGUGUCAAGCCAUAUAAAGAUACAUGGACAACGAGACAAAAUGAGAGGCCAAUGGAUUGACCAAGAUGAGGACAUGGGACUGAUAGACACAAACUGAUCCUGA